Arxiozyma heterogenica is the source of this 1749-nucleotide messenger RNA. RefSeq names its product Hrp1p (gene HRP1). The coding region runs from base 1 to 1749 and encodes 582 amino acids. The record is from RefSeq and is a predicted model, not a curated record. NCBI's taxonomy places the organism in Eukaryota, Fungi, Ascomycota, Saccharomycetes, Saccharomycetales, Saccharomycetaceae. Gene Ontology annotation, biological process: regulation of translation. The transcript has a single exon. Gene Ontology annotation, molecular function: mRNA binding.
AUGACUAUAAAAAUGAGUUCUGAUGAAGAAGAUUUUAAUGACAUUUAUGGCGAUGAUGAACCAUCUGCCACUGUUGAAGAGAAUAAGGCUGUAGAAGCUGCUACUGAACUAGUUAAAGAAAAUGAUCAAGAUAAUUUAGCUGCUUCCAUUGAUGCUUCUUCAGAAAACGAUAAUAACAAUAAUAAUGCCACUGAAGAGGUUAGUAACAGUAAUAACAACGAUAACAACGUAUCUUCAUUAGAUCAAUUAGCUGCAUUGCAAGCUUUAUCUUCUAACUUGAAUCAAAUUAAUAAUAAUUCUGACAAUGCAAAUAAGGACAUGUCAAGUAAUUCCAAUGAUUCUACUGUAAAUUCUGAAAAUAAAACAGCUUUGCCUUGGGAACAACUACAACAAACUAUGUCCCAAUUCAACCCUCAACAACCGCAACAACAAACAGUAGAAAACAACAAUGAAGCACAAAAGCGUGUAAAGGCUGAUAUCUCUAAAGAUAAUUGUAAAAUGUUCAUUGGUGGGUUGAAUUGGGAGACCACAGAAGAAGGUUUAAGAAAUUACUUCAAUAAGUAUGGUCAUGUUAUAGAUUUAAAGAUCAUGAAGGAUCCAAACACGGGUAGAUCGAGAGGUUUUGGGUUCUUAACUUUCGAAUCUCCAUCCUCCGUUGAUGAAGUCGUUAAAACACAACAUAUUUUAGAUGGUAAAGUUAUUGAUCCAAAGAGGUCAAUUCCAAGAGAAGAACAAGAUAAGACUGGUAAAAUCUUUGUUGGUGGUAUUGGUGCUGAUGUAAGACCAAAGGAGUUUGAAGAAUUUUUCGCAAAAUAUGGUACUAUUAUUGAUGCACAAUUGAUGUUAGAUAAAGAUACAGGUAGAUCAAGAGGUUUUGGGUUUGUCACAUAUGAUUCUCCAGAAGCUGUAGAUAGAGUCUGUGAAAAUAAAUACAUUGAAUUUAAAGGUAAACAAAUUGAGAUUAAAAGGGCCGAACCAAGACAUCUACAGAAGGGUCAAUACGGUGGUGCUAAUCCUAACAAUCGUAAUUCUAACAACUACAAUUCACAUUCUAUGAAUAUGGGCACAGGUGCCAAUAGUGUAGCGAUGAAUACUGCUGCUGCUGCCGCUGCGAUGUACCAAAACCCAAUGGUGGCUGGUUUCAAUCCAAUGAUGGCCGGCUUUAAUCCACAAGCUAUGCAAGACUACUAUCAAAAGAUGCAAGAGUAUUAUCAACAGAUGCAACAACAAACAGGUAUUGAUUAUACACAAAUGUACCAACAACAAAUGCAACAGAUGGCAAUGAUGAUGCCAGGCUUCGUAAUGCCACCUCAACAACCACAAACAGGAUCACAAUCACCACAAAGUUCAUCCAUGACUGUAGACAACAACGGAUCUAAUUCUGUUGACGUUCAGACAAUCGGCGAGAACAGUGAUACAAAGAAUAAUAAUGCCACAAAUGAUGAUAACGGAAAUGUAAAUAACAACAGUAGCAGUAGUAGUAGCAAUAAUAUGGAUAGGGAUAAUAAGAGUUCCAAUGAUUCUAGAUCCAAUACACCAGAUGUAAAUAUUCCAAGAGGUCCAAAGGAUCCUUCCUCUAUUCCAUCUCAUGGUGGCUAUCCACAUCGUGAACGCGGAGACCGUGGGGACCGUAGGGGACGUCGUAUAGAUCGUGGCGGUUACCGUGGUGGCUCUGGCAACAAUUACCGUGGUGGUCGUAGUGGAUAUAACAGACGUAAUAAUAACGGAUAUCAUCCAUACAACAGAUGA